Messenger RNA from Helianthus annuus (common sunflower), 666 nucleotides. RefSeq names its product cold shock domain-containing protein 3-like. The transcript has a single exon. The record is from RefSeq and is a predicted model, not a curated record. Gene Ontology annotation, molecular function: zinc ion binding; nucleic acid binding. Lineage: Eukaryota; Viridiplantae; Streptophyta; Magnoliopsida; Asterales; Asteraceae. Bases 1 to 666 code for a protein of 221 amino acids.
AUGGUAACAACGUCAAAGCCUGCCACAAUUACUGAGGCGAUUAAUCUAAGUGUGGCGUUAACUGAAGAGGCGAUCAGGUUGAACAAGUUCUCGAUUUCCGACCAGAAGAAGAAGGAGACUCAUGUUGAGUCAUCCGGUGAGAAAAAAAGGAAGUUCUCAAAUUUCAAGAAGGGUACCAGCGUUGCUAGCAUAAAGAAGGAAGUGAACUCACCAGCUGAUGACAAAACUGGUGUUCAAAACAAGGGAAAAGGGUAUAUGGGCACCUUGCCCAAAUGUGAUGCGUGUCAGUUGCAUCACAAUGGGCGACGUCAAGCUGGUAAAUGCGAGUGUUGUGGAAAAAUGGGUCAUUCGAAGGUGACGUGCUGGGUUGGUGCUGGUCGUGGUAGUGGUGGUCAAAGAGGUUAUGAUAAUGGGAAUAACAACCAUGGUGGUAAUGGGUAUGGGAACCGCCCACAAGGAGGAAAUGGCAGUAAUGGAAAUCGUGGGAAUCAAACUGGAAAUGGAAACCGUGGAGCGAAUAACAAUCAAGGUGGUAAUGGGAACGGUAAUGGUCGAGGACCAGGUUGCUUUAAUUGUGGAGACAUGGGGCAUUUCAAGAGAGAGUGCCCAAAGCUCAAUCAAGCUCAAGGAAGGGUUUUCAACAUCGGAGCGAGGGAAGCUCGCUAG